This is a messenger RNA of Chrysochloris asiatica (Cape golden mole), 1496 nucleotides long. RefSeq names its product ferredoxin reductase (gene FDXR). The transcript is spliced from 12 exons. Gene Ontology annotation, biological process: ubiquinone biosynthetic process. Gene Ontology annotation, cellular component: mitochondrion. The coding region runs from base 24 to 1496 and encodes 490 amino acids. The record is from RefSeq and is a predicted model, not a curated record. NCBI's taxonomy places the organism in Eukaryota, Metazoa, Chordata, Mammalia, Afrosoricida, Chrysochloridae.
GCUGGUUGCUUGCUGUUCCCAGCAUGGCUCUCCGCUGCUGGUGGCACUGGCCGGCGUGGCUUCGGACCCGAUCGCCUCUCUCCGGGAGCCACCUGAGCUUUCGCCAUCAGUUCUCCACACAAGAGCAGACGCCUCAGAUCUGUGUGGUGGGCAGUGGCCCGGCUGGCUUCUACACAGCCCAACAUCUGCUAAAGCACCACAGCAGGGCACAUGUGGACAUCUACGAGAAGCAGCUGGUGCCCUUUGGGCUGGUGCGUUUUGGCGUGGCACCAGACCACCCCGAGGUGAAGAAUGUCAUCCACACCUUUACCCAGACGGCCCAUUCUGACCGCUGUGCCUUCCGGGGUAACGUGGUGGUGGGCAGGGAUGUGACUGUACCGGAGCUGCGGGAGGCCUACCAUGCUGUGGUUCUGAGCUACGGGGCAGAGGACCACCAGGCCCUGGGGAUUCCUGGGGAGGAGCUGCCUGGUGUGAUCCCAGCACGGGCCUUUGUGGGCUGGUACAAUGGGCUUCCUGAGAACCGGGAGCUGGUGCCCGACCUGAGCUGUGACAUAGCUGUGAUUCUGGGCCAGGGGAAUGUGGCUCUGGACGUGGCUCGGAUCCUGCUGACCCCACCUGAGCACCUGGAGAAAACAGAUAUCACAGCAGCCUCCCUGAGGGUAUUGAGGCAGAGCCGGGUGAAGAUGGUGUGGAUAGUGGGCCGACGUGGGCCUCUGCAGGUGGCCUUUACCAUUAAGGAGCUGCGGGAGAUGAUUCAGUUACCAGGCACCAGGCCCAUUUUGAACCCGGUGGAUUUCUUGGACCUCCAGGAUAGAAUCAAGGAGGCCCCCCGUCCGAGGAAACGGCUGACAGAACUGCUGCUCCGGACAGCCACAGAAAAGCCAGGCCCGGAAGAGGGUGCCCGCCAGGCAUCAACCUCCCGAGCCUGGGGCCUCCGCUUUUUUCGAAGCCCCCAGCAGAUACUGCCCUCACCAGAUGGGCAGCGGACGGCAGGAAUUCGUUUGGCAGUCACCAAACUAGAAGGUGUCGGCGAGGCCGCCCGGGCAGUGCCUGUAGGAGAUGUGGAAGACCUCCCAUGUGGGCUGGUGCUGAGCAGCAUGGGGUAUAAAAGCCGCCCCAUAGACCCCAGCGUGCCCUUCGACCCCAAACUCGGGGUCAUCCCCAAUAUGGAGGGCCGAGUUGUGGAUGUGCCAGGCCUCUACUGCAGUGGCUGGGUAAAGCGGGGUCCCACAGGUGUCAUCGGCACAACCAUGAAUGACAGCUUCCUCACUGGCCAUGCACUGCUUCAGGACCUCCACGAUGGCCUGCUGCCCUCAGGCCCCAGGCCUGGCUACACAGCCAUCCAGGCUCUGCUCAGCAGCCGAGGGGUCCAGCCUGUCUCUUUCUCGGACUGGGAGAAGCUGGAUGCUGAAGAGGUGGCCCGGGGCCAGGGCGCUGGAAAGCCCCGCGAGAAGCUGGUGGACCCUCAGGAGAUGUUACAGCUAUUAGGGCGCUGA